This is a messenger RNA of Blepharisma stoltei, 692 nucleotides long. NCBI's taxonomy places the organism in Eukaryota, Ciliophora, Heterotrichea, Heterotrichida, Blepharismidae. The record is from the annotation of a GenBank genome assembly.
AUGGAAUUUGGACAUUUGUCACCUGACAAUGCCCAUUCUCCAAAUAAACACUAUAAAAUUAAACGUGAAUUCCGAACAAGCACCCCGUCUCCUAGAGUGGAAAACGCCAAUAUAAAACAAAUAACCUCAAGAAUUAAGAGAAAGUCACAUUCACCAUCCAUGCAAAUUAGCGGAGAAUUUGAAAGUCCUCACAGAAAAUCUUUAUUGCUUAAUUUAUUCUAUUUCAUCAGUAUAAGCUUAUUUUUUACUAAAAAAUAAACCAAUUUCUAUAAAAAAAACAAUUAACUUUCUAUAAAAUCACGUUUAUAAGCACUAUUAGCAGUAUAGAUUACUUCAGAAAAACUUUUCAAAACGAAAGGAACUGCAGCAGCAAUGUCUUCAAGCGAAGAAAGCACAAUUCUAUCGUUGACAGACUAAAAUCAUAUAACUUACUGUUUCAAGACGAAGAAAAAGACACAACACCCACAACACCAGAUGUUUCCAUAAAACAAUUACACAAAAAACUCAUGCUUUCUCAUCACAUUCCUAAAAGCCCGAUUGGGAAAAGGACUGAUGAGCUAAUGAGCCGACUCAAAGAAGACUAUUUAAAAAAUAAAGAAGAAUUACACAAAAGACUUGUGACUUCUUUGCCAAAGUCUGUGAAAAGUUUCAAUAUGCAGCAUCAGCAGAAAAAAUUUAAGCCAAAAUUUUAG